ACCUUACGGCAUUUACAUCGGGAUCGAAAAACAGAUUUCUUGUGAUCGCAGUGCAGUUCCAAACAAAAUACAUUGGACUAGAAAAAAAAAAAAGUUUAAAUGCGAUGAAAUGGCUACAGCAGACUGGAACCCACUCGGUGAAAUAUACUACAAAAAAUGUGAGGUGUAUUCUAUGGGAUGGAGCGAUAUGGUUGACAUAAGUAAAUUUGAAGUUUCUGCUGCACCAUACGGUGGUCCAAUAGCUCUGUUGAAAGAUGAAUCUAAGACAGCUCGAGUUCAAGUGUCAACAAAGCCAAUUAUUACUGUGUUUACAGCUGCUGGAAAACAGAUAAGUCAAAUGAGGUGGAACAGUGGCAGUAUCCACAAGAUGGGUUGGUCCCACACCGAGGACCUGUUGUUUGUACAGGAUGACGGGGUGGUGCUGGUUUAUGACAUGUUCCUCACUUUUAAAAAGACAUUUGGGAUGGGCCAGGAAGCCAAAGAUGUAAAAGUUAUUGACUGUAAGAUAUUUAGCAGCUACCAAGGAACAGGAAUUGCAGUUUUGACCAGCACCUACAGAGUGUUCAUUAUAAACAGUGUGGACGACCCAAGAAUCAGGCGACUGGCUGAGGUGCCAGGUCUGUCAUCUGCUCCUAGCAGCUGGGCAGUGAUCAACUUGGAUCGGCAAUCCCGUGCAUUGAUUGCCAAAGGGAGUGAAUUGUGCUUGAUUGACCAAGGGGGACAAUACCAAGUGCAGACACCAGAUGUCUCCACAGAAGUGACCCAGUUUCUGGCCAUGUCCUUGUCCUUCAACAACCGCUGCCUUGCCAUGUUUACAGACAAAGGGGUCAUUUGGAUAGGGUCAUCAGACUUGCAGAAAAAAUAUUGUGAAUUCAACACCAAAUCUCCAACACCUCCACAGCAACUCUCAUGGUGUGGAGCGGGGGCAGUGGUAGGUCUCUGGGGUAACAUGAUGCUGGUUGUUGGCCCCGACAAAGACUGGAUCAACUUCAACUUUGACAACCCUGUGCAUCUUGUUGAGGAGGAAGAUGGAUUACGAAUUAUUGGGAAAUACCAGCACGAGUUUCUUUAUAAAGUCCCUGAGGUAACGGAGAAGAUCUUUAAGAUCGGCUCUAUGGAACCAGGAGCUAUGUUGUUUGAAGCCUCAAAGGAAUUCUAUAAAGGAAGUCAGAAGGCAGAUGAGUACAUUAGGAUCAUUAAGGACAAGCUGGAGAUAGCAGUCAGUCAAUGUAUAGAGGCGGCAGGGCAUGAGAUAGACCCAGCCAAACAGAAGCCUCUCCUCAGGGCCGCUGCCUUUGGUAAGUGUUUCCUGACUGACUAUAACCCUGAGGCCUACGUCAACAUGUGUCAGAUGCUGAGGGUGCUAAACCAGGUCAGGAACCAUGUGAUCGGAAUCCCCCUCACCUACUCCCAAUUGCAGCAUUUAUCCAUGCCAAUACUGAUCGAUCGACUUGUCCUUAGAAAGUUGUUUUAUUAUGCUGUAAAAAUCUGCCAGUAUUUGAAGAUUGCAGAUGCGGAAGGGGCCAGUAGAAUAUUGGCACAUUGGGCAUGUUACAAGGUACAGCAGAAGAAUGAAGAUGAUGAGACAAUAGCCAGAGCCAUUAACCAGAAGUUAGGAGAUACUCCGGGGAUAUCGUACUCGGACAUCGCUAACCACGCCCUAGAGGAGGGCCGUCCUGACCUUGCUACAAGGCUAUUAGAUUUUGAGCCCCGAGCUGGACAGCAGGUGCCCCUUUUGAUGAAGAUGCACAAGGACAACAUUGCUUUGUCCAAAGCCAUAGAGAGUGGAGACACAGAUCUAGUUUACACAGUGCUGCUGCAUUUGAAGGAAUCCAUGAAUCAGGGAGAAUUCUUCAUGGCCAUCAGGAACAUGCCAAUAGCUUACGCACUCUUCAUACAGUACUGUAGACAACAAAACAGGAAGCUGAUGGAAGAUCUUUUCUACCAGGAAGAUAACUUUCAGGAGGAAGGAACUUGUAAAGUUGUCAACAGCUUCAAUGAGGAUAGGAUGGAGGACAGAAUAGAGGAACUCAAACUUGCCCAAGCCUGUUUCACAAAGGCCAAGAAUGAAUUUGCUAAGGUGCAAACAGAGGAGCAGAUUAAAUUACUGAAGUAUCAGCAGAGGUUGGAGGAAGAAAUGAACAGACCUUAUCUGAAUUUGUCCCUCCAUCAGACCAUUUACCGCCUCACCCUGGCAAACAACCACAAAGUCGCUGAACAACUAAGGAAAGAAUUCAAAGUUCCAGACAGAAGAUUCUGGUGGUUGAAGAUAAAUGCCUUGGGAGAGUGUGGAGACUGGGUGGAGCUGGAGAGGUUCUCCAAGGGCAAAAAGGCACCUGUUGGAAUGGAGGCAUUUGUAGAAGUGUGUGCAAAACAUGGGAACAUGAAGGAAGCUAUGAAAUAUCUAGUUAAAGUGUCUCCAGAGCAGAAAGUCAAAUGCUUAGUGAAAGUAGGGGAAAGAAAAAAGGCAGCAGAAACAGCAUUUGAAAAUAAAAAUGAGGAAGAACUGAGUUAUGUGUUAUCCAAGUGUGGACCAAGUGAUAAACAACUGGUGGACACAAUACGAGGUAUGAAACAGCAGCUGUCCAGGAGAUGAUGCAGCAAACAGAGGAAUUGUGGGUGAUUUUGUGUACGAAUAUGACCACUGGUUAUGACCGAGUCAAGUGCAAUACACGUUCUCCUGUUGUAGAUUUUAUCAUUUUGUUAUGUCUGUGUAAAGCUUUUGAUGUUGUUAUAAUUAUAGCAAUUUUCAUAAUUAUUGGAGAAAUAAAUCUAUUAUUACUGAAA
Molecule: messenger RNA, 2787 nt
Organism: Magallana angulata
Lineage: Eukaryota; Metazoa; Mollusca; Bivalvia; Ostreida; Ostreidae
Product: vacuolar protein sorting-associated protein 16 homolog
Exons: 22
Coding region: 110-2596 (828 amino acids)
Biological process (GO): endosomal transport; intracellular protein transport; vacuole fusion, non-autophagic
Cellular component (GO): lysosomal membrane; endosome; HOPS complex
Molecular function (GO): actin binding
Source: RefSeq, a predicted model, not a curated record